UCUGAGAAAUUGUAUUAUAGUAACCUGCCGAUGUGUUGAUAUUUUUGUAUGUCUUGCUUGCAGCUUUGCAUAGUGUGCUGCUGUGACAUACACAGCCUAGCUAAAAGCUAGCCACCUAGUUAGCUCAUUACUGCCACUGCCAGGAUCCAGCUACGUGGUCGACAUGGCGACCGACAAAAUACAACAAUAUUAGCUAUCAUAACAGCUGAAGGUUGAUGGCAUUUAAUUGGAAUUUGUCAUACCACAUACUGAGUGUUCAUAAUGUCUGAACAUUUAGAUGAAAAUUGAUGUUCGGAAUAGUUUUAUUUUAUUACAGUGGAAUCUGUCAGAUCUUUUGCAUCACUCUGUUUUUUCGAAAAGAAAACAAACCCCACGCGACAACACACUUUUUAGGAUCUUUGAAAAAGAAAGCAUCCGUCGAAGCUACAGUGCUUCCCCCAGAGACCUCCGUGGGUGACGAUGCCUGUGCAAGCGCCGCAAUGGACGGAAUUCCUGCUAUGUCCCAUCUGCACCCAGCUGUUCGAGGAGAGCCUCCGCAAGCCCAUCAGCCUGGGCUGCGGCCACACCGUCUGCAAGAUGUGCCUGAACAAGCUGCAUCGCAAGGCCUGCCCCUUCGACCAGACGGCUAUCGCCACCGACAUUGAGUUGCUGCCAGUCAACACAGCCCUGCUGCAGCUGGUGGGAGGACAGGUGCCCAAACGGCAGUCUACCACCUUGGUGACAGGGGCAGAGGACAUAGCCCACUAUGAGGAAGCCAGUGAGUGUGUGGAGGAGCUGGCUCAGUACCUGAAACCCCUGAGCAACAGCAGAGGUGUGGGGUUGAGCACCAGCAGCGCCCAGAGUUCUCUGAGUCGGCCUAUGCAGAGGAAGCUGGUGACCCUGGUGCACUGUCAGCUGGUGGAGGAGGAGGGCCGGGUGAGGGCCACGCGGGCGGCCAGGUCUCUGGGGGAGCGCACCGUCACUGAGCUCAUUCUGCAGCACCAGAACCCCCAGCAGCUCUCCUCCAACCUGUGGGCUGCAGUCAGGGCAAGGGGCUGCCAGUUUCUCGGCCCAGCGAUGCAGGAGGAGGCUCUGAAGCUGGUGCUUUUGGCUCUGGAGGACGGCUCCGCUCUAUCUAGGAAGGUCCUGGUGCUGUUUGUGGUUCAGAGGUUAGAGCCACGCUUCCCCCAGGCCUCCAAGACCAGCAUAGGCCACGUGGUGCAGCUCCUCUACAGGGCCUCCUGCUUCAAGGUGACCAAGCGUGAUGAGGACUCGUCCCUGAUGCAGUUGAAGGAGGACUUCUGGACGUACGAGGCGCUGCGGCGCGAACARGACUCCCAGAUCGUCCAGAUCGCAAUGGAGGGGGGCCUCCGCAUCGCCCCUGACCAGUGGUCUUCCCUGCUCUACGGGGACCAGUCACACAAGUCCCACAUGCAGUCCAUCAUUGACAAGUUGCAGACGCCAGCGUCGUUUGCUCAGAGUGUUCAGGAGCUGACCAUCGCCCUGCAGAGGACAGGUGACCCGGCCAACCUGAACCGCCUGCGACCACACCUGGAGCUGUUAGCCAACAUCGACCCAAGUCCAGACUCCCCUCCCCCCACGUGGGAGCUGCUGGACACGGGCUUGGUGGCAGUGAAGACUGUGGUACACGGCCUGGUGGACUUCAUCCAGAACCACAGCAAGAAGGGGAGUGACCCACAACAGCCACCCCAGCACAGUAAAUACAAGACGUACAUGUGUCGGGACAUGAAGCAGAAGGGGGGCUGUCCUCGAGGAACCAGCUGCACCUUCGCUCACUCUCAGGACGAGCUAGAGAAGUACCGUAAGAUGAACAAGCGUCUGGCUGCCCGCCGGCCCCUCAGCCUAUCCCUGACGCAGCUGAACGAGGUUGGCCUAUUGCCCGAGGAGGUGGGGAUGCUGGAGGGGCUGGCACAUAAGGGCUUGACGAAUGGCAUGGUGGCGUCGGUCACAGGCUCCGCCCUGCCCCAGCUCAUCUCCCGCGGUGCCGACCCCUCCUACGAGCCCAUGAUGCGGAAGCCCCAGUCCCAGGGAAGCCUCAGUGCCCCCAGCUCUCCUCCAGACUUACUGGACCCUGUGCCCAAUCGGGCCAUGGCCCACCCCAGGAUGGCAGUGGACCACCUGGCCAUGCACAAGCAGAUGCCCAGGAGGCCCUCCAUGUACCCCCCUCAGCAGGGAGAACUCUUCUACCCCCCUGAGCCCAGGGCACCUCCAUCAGCCCUGCAGUAUGAGGCCUCCCAGAACGCCCCAGGUAACCCCCCCUACCCCUACCAGCCCUCUCAGUACCCACCCCAGCCUCGCUACGUCCGGAACCCCCCUCCCACCAACGACCCGGCCUUGCCCCCCUACCCCGGCACCUACCCCCAGGAGCGCCAGUGUCCCCCUCAGCCCUCGAGUUCCCACUUCUCCAAUGCUAACCCCCAAGGGUUUGCGCCUCCUCCGCAUUAUGACGGCCGUCGACACCCCGCCUACCCCCCUCCACCACCACACUCCUAUCCCCACCGGGAGGACCCCUCCAUGCCUGCGGACGAGGCCUCCAGAGAAAGAUACCUUCCUGAGGGUUACCACCCCUCUGGCCCCCACCCCAGCCACAUGAGGCCCUACACCCCCAGGGAGUCUUACAACCGGCCCCAGCCCACUCCCAGUCUGGACUACUUGCACCGCCGACGCCAGGAGAUCAUGGCCCAGCUGGAAGAUGGGAAGCAGGUCACUCCCCCACCCUUCGCCCCCUCGCCUACUCUGCCACACCACUACGAGUCCAACUACACACAGGAGCAACAGCAGUACUUGGAAAACUCACAAGCGUUUUCAAAGUACCGCGAGCCAGACUACGCUAGCCAGUACUCUCCUUGGUCAUGUGACACUAUCGGCUCCUACAUUGGCAGCAAGGAGGGGAAGUCCAGAGACAGUAUGGAGAGGAUGAACGCUGAGGGGAAAGGUGUGGAAGGCAGGCGCAGGGCUGCCGAGGCCAGAGAUGACGACCCUAUCAUCCCCUUCGGCUCUCUGCCCACCGUGUCACGCUUCGGGGUGAUCUCCCGCACCCCCAAGACGGGCUACUUGACUGCCGGGCCAGGGCAGGCCAUGACCCUCUCACAGGGGACCAAUGGACCCAAACACGGCGCUGCAACAGGGUGGGGUGUUGCCGGGUACAGCCAGCCCUCUCAGGCCCACCUCAGUGAACGGCCAGUCAAGGAGAGGGAGCAGCUGACGAUGGAGCUCCAGCAGGUCAAUCAGCAGAUCAACAAGCAGACUGCCCAGGCGGACCAUCCCAGCCCGGAGGAGUGGUCGUCAGGGAGCGUCUCCAGCCAACAGCUGAGCCUGGAGCUCCACCAUGUAGAGAGGGAGAUCGGCAAGAGGACCCGCCAGAUAGCCCUGGAGCACCUUGUGAGUCAUGAUGGGAAUGGGGCGUAUAAGCUGAAGCCCACUGAGAACGGGCAGAGAGCAGAGCACUCGUUGGUCCUCAGUGAGGGCUGUAACGGUCCCAGUGGUGUUCUGCAGGACGGCAGUGUGUCCAGCGGUGGUUUGUCCUGCCUUACCAGCAAGACCUCGUCCCUCAGCCUGUCUGCAGACCCCAUCGCUGGGGGCACUGACCGAAAGACCAACGGCGUGGUCCACCUGUGCUCCUAGCCACACAACUGGAGUCUGGUAUUACCACCACAGCUACAACUAACCGAUCAGUCAACCACAUAGAGCCUUGGGAAACCCCUCGUCCUCUGAACGUUAGAACCGUUCCACUGUCAUUGAGACACACAACCAGGUCCUCCAAACUGUCUGGUAUACCCUACCUACAUCCACAUUUGCAAAAUCUGAUUGACGCCACUAAGACAAUUUUAACUUGAUUACAAAACGUGUAGAGAGAGGCGCCACCUCUCUCCUUGCUUAAAAUGGCAAGAGACCGUUCUAGGUUUCUUACAAAGAGGGAUUUGUGAUAGAAGGGCUAGGAGUAUCUAAGUAACUGAAAAAGCCACUGAUUUGCAAAUGUGGAUGUGGUGCCAUCAUAGACAACGGCGCUUCAUUUGAUACAACACAAAUUUGCACACUUGCAACUUUAGUCUGUCUACAACUAAGCAGUAUCUGCCCUGAAUUGAAUAUUUUUUCAUUUUAGUUUUUUUUGUUCUGUGAAUGAAUGUUUUUUUCAUAUAAAAUCUCACCCUGCCUUGGAAACCAGAUGUUUAGAUUUAUGCUCCAUGAACUCAAACCCAUUAAUGAUUAGAGGAAUAAUAUAACGAUGAGACCAGUUCCUUGGUUUCAAAUAGAUAAGGCCACCAUAAUCGCAUUGACAUUAAUUACAUCUGUUGUUAGCUUCACAAUGUGCAAUUUUCUUUAUUUUUUUUGUAGCAUCGCUACAGCAAUAUUUGUGCUUAGCAUAUAUGCAUGUCCUGAAAUGCGGAAUUUGUGUUUGGAAUUAAUUGUAAGUUCUUGUUUCUAAGCUGCAAUGCUUUUCGCCAACCAUUUUUUUUUUUUUUUUUGCGUUUCGUUAAGAUGUAAAUGUCCUCCUUCAGAGAACCAAGAGUCAAACUUAUCAAAAUAUCUCAAUCGCAUAGAAACAAUACUUGUUGGCAAACGGCUGUGAAUACGUUUGCGCAUAUCCAUGAUAAUACAAAUUGAAGAUGACACUGGCCUCUUGAAGGCAGAGAACGCCUUUCAACUGGGCAGUUUUGAGAUUUAGAUGAAACUAUCAGAUACAUUUUAACAAGAAGCAAAGGCUCCCUUGUGUCCACUUCAGUGGCCUGACCCUCUUUUUGCAUCUCCCCUCACCACUACCACCACCUUCAGGAUAUUUACUUCAGCCUCUACCAUCCAUGCUUUGGUAUGGGGCUGAUGAGGAAAAGGAUAUAUACAUUUAGGCUUGGCAUUCAAGCUGUCGUCUUUUGGGUGUAAUUUAAAUUCAGUGAUGGACUAGGUGGGAGGGAAUCAAAACAUGGAUCAAGCAUACGUCUGCCUGUUGAUGGGGUGGUCAGAGGUACUGGGUAUAUGGAGUAAAGGAAACAUGAACGAAGCCAGACAUGACCCAUGGCUGGAAUUUGAGACCUUGAUCUACAAAACAUAUUUGCACUUUCAUAGCUUUAAGGAUGGUUUGUACUGAGUAUAUGUAUUUAUUAAAUGUACAGUAUUUGCAUCCUGAGGAUGGAUAUAACAUUAAAAGGUCAAACUUAAAACCACAUUCUGUUUUAAGAACGUGUAGUUCAAGAUGGCCAUGGUUGCUCCCUAAGGUCCUAAUAGUGUUGGCCAUGUUGUACAGAGCAGGGUUCAAACAGCCACUCUGUUUUUAUACAUCAAUCUACUGUAAAAUUAUUAUUUUUUUUCUGUAGAGUUACGACAUGUUCACUUCCACAAUUGUGACACCCGGUAUGCUGUCAACAUACCCGUAACACCGCAAAUUACAGGAAAGGUGAAAUUCUUUUUUCAGUUCCUCAUCUCCACUCCUCUGAGCACCUUUUUCACCAAUCGCAGCAGACAUUUGUCUCGUUUUAAUUUAUUUUAACUUCCAAGAAGUUGCUCUAGUAAAAGGGGUUGUGAUGCGUUCCUGGAGAAGGCUUUAAUCAUUUGUAGAUGGGGGUCGAUGCAUAGGAGGUGACAGGCCACUGAACUGGGCUAAGGCAGAACUACAGUUAGCAAAGCAGUUAGCAUCACUGGAGACAACCACAGCACCACCACACAGGGUGAGAGGAGACUAGGAAAGGCAUUUUGACGACACCAAAUAAGUGCUUUUUCCCAAAUAUGAACAAAUGAAGUGCUGCAGUUGCAUUAUCUGCAUUACUUUUACAUUUUUUACGUGCUUAAAUUAUCGCCACCCCUCACACAGAUGCAAUUUGUUAUUCUCAGAUGCAUGCGAACUAUGAAAUUAAGUACUACAAGCUUACUUUCCUUCUUGGUAAGAUUAAUUUGCAGAAUGUAUUCAAAGGUGUCAUAUUGUGAAAUGGUGGCUGGGAUAUUCCAUUUGAAUUCAAAAUAUAUCCAACAACUGGAUUAGUCAAACUUGUUUUAAAUCUAGUCUUUGUCUUUAUGGAAAUAUGUUAUACGUGUGUUUUUUAGUUACAUCUCACUUUUUUGUUUUUCUCACUGAUCUCAUCUCACUUUUUGAGAUUUUAUUUCAAAUAUGAAAUGGCUUACACUGUAUAUGUAUGGACUAUAUACACAUUAUACUGUACUGUAUUUGUACAGUAUAUGCACAUUAUACUGUAUGUGUAUAUACACAUUAUACUGUAUGUGUAUAUACACAUUAUAAUGUAUGUGUAUAUACACAUUAUACUGAAUGUGUAUAUACACAUUAUACUGUAUUUUCAAAGCCAGACAAUGACACUGACUUAAGUCAAUUCGUCUCCUAUAGAAGUUCUCUGCCUUCUGUGCACAUGACAUUGAAAUGUCCAUUAGUCCUCAAAAGUUGCUGACUUUUUUUGGAGUUCUCCCCAGUUUGUCCCAAUGCUUUGUCUGCACUCAUGUCAGAGCAUUGGAUAGCAAUCUAGCAAUAUUAUGGAAAAUGACUGUUAACAAGAGGACAAUGUAGGCUAAUCAAUGCAGUUUGUGUUACUCUUCAUGCUAAUCAUAACCAAUGGUCCUUCAACCCUCCUUAUUAACCAUGACAGAGUUAAGGACAUGAGGACACAGUCCCUUAAUUGGCAUAGCAUCAUGCAUGUUUGUGAUUACAGAAGUUAUCUCGCUUUAGUCACCUCUGUAUCAUGUAGUGGGAAAUGAAUUGCGUUGUAGUGUAGCCAUCGUGGUGGCUAAAUGAUGGUGGUUGUUUGUAGUAGUUUUAGAGCACUUCAUAGGAAAAUAAAAUGUGUAUCAUUGUGCAAAAGCACCUGUAGUUCUGGGGCUGAACAGAACUGCAGUCAACUAUGCUGUGUGCAUACAUAGCCCAAAAAUAUUUUGGUCUGGGGAAGUGACGACCAUUGGUGUUAUCAUAAGGUCACAUGACUUGCUUUCCAUACGGAAAGAACUCCCAUAUAUGAUAUAUUUGUUUGAUCUCUGUGGCUUUGACAGCCCUGACUUUCUGCCAGGAACUUCAUGUUGGUUAUCUGAAGAGCAGUGUUGUUCCAGAGGUCAAAUGACUAUCAAUACAUCUGUCAAACCAUAUGGUAAAAUCAACUACAACAAUUGCAUUUCUGACUGAACUUCAGGUAAUGCUUACGGUUCAGUUUCAGAUAGCUCUAUGUAUUUGGACGAAUGUUCCUCCAUCAGUGUCAUCAAUACAACAUGUCUCCUUACUCAUGUACAUCCAUCAGUGUCAUCAAUACAACAUGUCUGAGCCUUUUAUAAGGAGACAUGUUCCUCCAUAAGUGUCAUCAAUACAACAUGUCUCCUUACUCAUGUACAUCCAUCAGUGUCAUCAAUACAACAUGUCUGAGCCUUUUAUAAGGAGACAUGUUCCUCCAUAAGUGUCAUCAAUACAACAUAUCUCCCUAUAAAAGGCUCAGUCUGCCUUUCCGAAUGUGGGUUAAUAAUGCACACUUUUGUCUUGAAGGUAUGCAGACCUUUUUACAGAGAAAAUUGAAGUCCUCAGGACUUGGUUGAGAGUCGUCGGGGUGUUAGCAGCUAGGCCAGGGAUGCUAAUUUACCAAUUUAGUGAGAUGGGUCAACAUACAGAUUUACCGUGACUUGACUCGGUGUUGAGGAAUUGGGAUGUCUGAGAUUAGACCAAUGUACACUACCGUUCAAAAGUUUGGGGUCACCUAAAUGUCCUUGUUUUUGAAAGAUAAACACUUUUUCCCCCC
Messenger RNA from Salvelinus sp. IW2-2015, 7712 nucleotides. RefSeq names its product roquin-1. Gene Ontology annotation, cellular component: cytoplasmic stress granule. Lineage: Eukaryota; Metazoa; Chordata; Actinopteri; Salmoniformes; Salmonidae. Gene Ontology annotation, biological process: nuclear-transcribed mRNA catabolic process, deadenylation-dependent decay; protein polyubiquitination; ubiquitin-dependent protein catabolic process. Gene Ontology annotation, molecular function: double-stranded RNA binding; metal ion binding; mRNA binding. The record is from RefSeq and is a predicted model, not a curated record.